AUCGGUGAUAUCGUUUGAGUUUUUUAUGCAGUGUCGUCGUCGUCGGAAGCGUCAUUGCUGACUUGGUGACAAUGGACAGAAUGGACAGGAAGGAUCUUCAGGAAACUAGUAACAAUUUACCGGAUAAAACUACAUCGAAAAAUGCCAGCACAAAUUCACUGGACACAGAUUCAAAAUCCAGUUCGAUAGGCUCCAAACAUGGCAACGAGACUGGGUCAUCAAAAGACACGCCCUUUACCUAUUUGGAGGGUGAAGAAGAUCAAGACCAAAAGAAUGAUGUUACCUAUGUCUGUCCGUACCGGGGUCCAGCCUAUGGGGCACUGACAAUAACCAAUUAUCGUUUGUAUUUCCGUUCAUUGCCGCUCAGAGAUCAUGAACCGCCUGUGGUUGUGGACAUACCGUUGGGCGUUAUUGCUCGUGUGGAGAAAAUCGGUGGAGCCUCCUCGCGAGGCGAAAAUUCAUAUGGUAUUGAGAUAUUUUGCAAGGAUAUGAGAAAUUUACGUUUUGCCCAUAAGCAACAGAAUCAUUCCCGUCGUACAGUAUUUGAAAAGUUGCAGUCGUAUGCCUUUCCCUUGUCCUACAGUGGCAAGUUGUUUGCUUUUGCCCAUGCAGCAGCCAUUGGCAGCUCCGCGGCUGGAGAAAAUGGUUGGAAUGUGUAUGAGCCAUUGGCAGAGCUAAGGCGUUUGGGUGUGCCCAAUGAUAUGUGGAGAGCUACGAAGAUUAAUGAAAAUUAUACGGUAUGCGAUAGUUACCCAGCCGUGUGGGCAGUACCAAAACAGGCAUCAGAUGAUUUCUUGAGGCGGGUGGCUCAGUUUAGGUCACGCUGUCGUUUGCCCGUUCUGUCGUGGAUGCAUCCCCGCUCUCAGGCCACGAUUACCAGGUGUUCCCAACCUUUGGUGGGAGUGGGUGGCAAACGCAGUGCCGACGAUGAACAAUAUUUGAAUUAUAUUAUGGAGGCAAAUGCCCAAUCGGACAAGUUGGCCAUCAUGGAUGCCCGGCCCAGUGCCAAUGCCAUUGCUAAUAAGGCCAAGGGUGGAGGCUACGAAUCGGAGGAGGCAUAUAAAAAUGUUGAAAUUCACUUUUUGGAUAUUCAUAAUAUCCAUGUGAUGAGGGAAAGCUUGAGGAAAGUAAAAGAGGUAUGCUACCCCACCAUUGAUGAUUCGAAAUGGUUGUCAUCCAUUGAUAACAGCCUGUGGUUGAAACACAUCAAAUGUAUAUUGGCCGGUGCGGUACGCAUUGUUGACAAGGUAGAGACAAUGAGUACUUCCGUGGUGGUCCAUUGUUCGGAUGGUUGGGAUCGUACCGCCCAAUUGACUGCCCUGGCCAUGUUGCUGUUGGAUCCAUAUUACAGGACUUUGCGGGGAUUGGAGGUACUCAUCGAAAAGGAAUGGCUUUCAUUUGGCCAUAAAUUCCAGCAACGUAUUGGCCAUGGAGACAAUCGUCAUUCCGAUGCCGAUCGCUCGCCGGUCUUUUUGCAAUUCAUUGAUUGUGUUUGGCAGGUGUCCCAACAAUAUCCCAAUGCUUUUGAAUUUAAUGAACAUUUCCUUAUAACCAUUAUCGAUCAUUUGUAUUCGUGUCGUUUUGGUACAUUCCUCGGCAAUACGGAAUAUGAUAGGGUGCAGGAAGAUCUUAAACACAAAACAAUAUCGCUAUGGACCUACAUCAACUCGUCGGUGGAUCAAUAUUUGAAUCCGUUGUAUCCCUCGUUUACACAGGGUGCCCAAACUGUGUUGCGUCCCAUUGCAAGCAUGCGUAUUGUCAAGAUAUGGAAGGGACUCUAUUGCCGCUGGAAUCCCAGUAUGCGACCACAAAAUAAAAUCUAUAAUCGCACAAGGGAACUGUUGACCAUGCAGGAACAGUUGGUAAAACAGGUCACCGAGAAACGUCUGAAGGCCAAUAUGCGCCAGACCACACAGGCGGCAUCUCGCCUGGCUUCUCCAAUGCAUUAGAUAGGGGAAUUUUAUGAUUAUUAUUAUUAUUUUUUUCUUGUAAUUUGUUGGAAAUUUAGAGAUAAUGCCUUCUUUUUUAUUAGAAUUUUUUAGAUAUAUUUAUAUUCUUUUUUUUU
Molecule: messenger RNA, 2065 nt
Organism: Musca domestica (house fly)
Lineage: Eukaryota; Metazoa; Arthropoda; Insecta; Diptera; Muscidae
Gene: mtm
Product: myotubularin-related protein 2
Exons: 2
Coding region: 72-1949 (625 amino acids)
Biological process (GO): dephosphorylation
Molecular function (GO): phosphatidylinositol-3,5-bisphosphate 3-phosphatase activity
Source: RefSeq, a predicted model, not a curated record